UGGGAAAAAAAAGGGCCCAUCUGCUAACUGCUGUAGGUAACUGCUGGACUCCACUGUUGGGAACGUCGGAGAGAAAGCGCGGGAACCAGAGGUUCGAUGGCGGGUUGGUGACGGUGGAUUAUUGCCUGCAACGACGAUGAACAACAGCGAAUCCUUAUCGGAAAUGGAAAGGGGAGCCCUAGUUACCAUAGAUCUGAAGCGAGAUGGUGUUCAGGAUCUUACAGACCAACUUCAUCACCUUCCCUGCUGCAUCAAAUCCACCGGUCCUGCCUCCGUUUCGCACUAUUUCAAACCCAAGUCUACUGGGAUUGAAGUCGAGGGCUUACCGCUACAGGAAGCGUACUUCAGAGGCAGGAAGUUAGAUGGAACAACGAUCCUUCUCCCCAGUGGAUAUCGCGGCUUUGUAUUAGGAAAGAAAAGCCAGGAUGAGAAGAAUUCAUCUGCUGCUUCUUACUCUGAAAACUCAAAUUCCUGGGAGAUGAAGGCAACGUUUCAAAACAUUACAUACUGGAACCAUGAUUGCCUUCCUUCACAGAACGAUGAUUUCAUGCGUGCUUUCCAUUGGCUUACUAUUGCAAAGGCUCUGCACACUCCUGUAACAUCUGAGGAUUUAGCUUCAACAUCGUCCGCUCUCUAGAGACGCAGCUGGUCUGGUAGGAAGUGUUGUGAGCAUAUAAACUUUCUGCCUAUCUAUUGACGUAAUUUAUGGAUAUAUGUAAUCUUCAAUGUUAGUUUGUUGGGACAUUUUACUUUUAUGUAUCUGCAUACCUAUCUCCGUCAAUAGUAAAUUUCAGUUUCUUAUCUUCUAGCUUGGAAAAA
Neltuma alba is the source of this 819-nucleotide messenger RNA. Its product is annotated as ribonuclease H2 subunit C-like. The record is from RefSeq and is a predicted model, not a curated record. Gene Ontology annotation, cellular component: ribonuclease H2 complex. Lineage: Eukaryota; Viridiplantae; Streptophyta; Magnoliopsida; Fabales; Fabaceae. Gene Ontology annotation, biological process: RNA catabolic process. The transcript has 4 exons. The coding region runs from base 137 to 637 and encodes 166 amino acids.